AUGUCUAACUGGGUUGGAUAUGCCGUCUCGGUGAACUGUGGCGAGCCACUCGGCUGCUACCAGGGAACUAUUUUAGAGGCAGAUGGUAACACAAUAACUUUAACAAAAGCUUUCAGGAACGGCUUCCCCUACCCCAAGUCUCAAGUGACUCUUAAUGCUGCAGAUAUCAAGGAUCUGAAAAUAAUCGAGUCCCGUGCGGAGCCGUCGGAACAGACGCACAGCACUGUAGCAGUUGCCAAGAAUAAUAAAAAAGUUCAACGCGCCACUGUGUGCGAGACCCUCCAAGCUAAUCCGACUAGUUCCACAGGCAACCAGGCAUCGGCGUGUAACGCUAACUGUAACAAGACCAGCGGUAAUAAUCGUGGCGCAGUCGGGCCGACGCGGAGCAAGCCCAUAGACAUACAGGGUCAGCGAAACAAUAAAAAUAACAAUCAUGCAGGCAGCUACGGCGCGUCGAGCUCUACGCCCAAGGGGCGCGGGGCGGGCGGCGGAGGCGGGGGCGGGGGCGGGGGAGGGAGCGGCGGGCCCGGCGACAAGGCGCGCCGCCGCAACGAGGCGUGCUUCGGCGACGCCGCCGACCCCGCCCUGCACGACGACUUCGAUUUCGAGGGCAACCUCGCGCUCUUCAACAAGCGCGCGCUCUGGGAGCAGAUCCGCAACUCGCACAAACCGGACGUGGUGCGGCACGCGGACGACGUGGGCAAGUUCCGGCACGACGAGAACGUGCUCGGCGCCGCGCCGGCCCCGCGCCGCACCAUCCGCCUGCCGGACGAGCUGCGCGGCCCCGUCGACUACGUCACGGACGAGGGCCUCGGCGUGCCCUCGGCCGCGCUGCGCCUGCGCGCCCGCCUGUGGGCCGCGCUGCGCACGCGCGGCCUGCUGCCCGGCUCGCUCACGCUGCUGGCGCGCGCCGCCGCCGACGUGGCGCUGCGCCUGGUGGGCGGCGGCCGGCGCCUGGACCCGCGCAACGCGCACCAGACCCCCACCGUGGUGGCGCUGGUGGGGCCGCACGCGGCGGGCGCGGCGGGGCUGGCGGCGGCGCGCGUGCUGGCGUCCCACGGCGCGUACGCCGCCGCUCUGCUGGCCGCGCCCGCGCCCUCCGCGCCCGACGCGGCGCUGGCGCGCGAGCUGAGCGCGCUGGCGUGCGCCGGCGUGGAGCUGGCGGCGGCGCCCGACGCGCUGCCGCGGCCCGACGUGCUGCUGCUGGCGCUGCACGACCCCGAGCUGGGCGACGGCCAGGCGCGCUACUCCGACGCGCUGCGCUGGGCGGGCGGCGCGCGCGCGGCCGUGGUGGCGCUGGAGCCGCCGGCGGAGGGCUGGGAGGGCGUGAGCGCGCGCGCCGCCGUGGUGGGCUUGGUGCCGCCGGCGCUGGCGCCGUCGCUGGGCCGCGUGUACCUGGCCAACGUGGCGCCGCCCGAGCGCCUGUUCGCGGAGCACGGCGUGGCCUACCGCCCGCCCUUCGGCGCCUCGCCCGUGCUGGCGCUGCACCCCGCCGACGACUGA
Messenger RNA from Arctia plantaginis, 1503 nucleotides. The record is from the annotation of a GenBank genome assembly. Lineage: Eukaryota; Metazoa; Arthropoda; Insecta; Lepidoptera; Erebidae.